This is a messenger RNA of Klebsormidium nitens, 1565 nucleotides long. Lineage: Eukaryota; Viridiplantae; Streptophyta; Klebsormidiophyceae; Klebsormidiales; Klebsormidiaceae. The record is from the annotation of a GenBank genome assembly.
AAAACUUCCGCGCAUAAGCUGAGCUUGGUGCAUGGCGGCCAAGUGACCCCGAUUGGCAAGUUGAGCGUUUGCUUUGUCAGGCCUGACUUGACAGACACGUAAAGGUCAUGCAGACCUCUGACACCAGAAUGCAGGGCUUCCCUGCGAUAAUCGCCAUGAUGCAACAGACUUCAAGCGGCGACACACCGACGUGACUUGAACAUGAUGCUGCAGAGUGCCGACAGGAAAAGGUGACAGCUUUUGAUCAGCGGAAGCGCUAAGUGGAAGACGAUCUCUCUCCCUUGAGGCAAACUGAGCUUAGUCUAGUAGGUUGACAAAGUCAGUUUUGGAUCAAUUACUGAGGUGCUUACGGUUUCGCGGCAGCUGAAAUUUGCCUCGCUGAAGUUUGCGCUUGCUUGCAAUCGAGUAAGAUCAGAAGAACGAUUUUUUUGAAGGGUUUCAAAGCCAACGACGUUACAAUGGCCGCUACCAGCCUCGCAGGGAUCCUGAAGGACAAGCAUGUCAUCCUUACCGGAUCAGACUCCCCGCUGGGCCAAGCGAUUGGUCGUGAGUUCAGCGCUCAUGGAGCAAAGUGCUGCGGGAUUGGCAGGGACUCCAAGGGAGCCCACGUGACCAUUAAAGACUACACCGAUCUGCAGGGGACCCAGAAAGCGGUGCAGGAGGCGCUGCAGAAACUGGGCGGCAAGGUCGACAUCCUCGUGAACUGCGCGGGUGGUCUCGAGAAGAACAUGAUCGGCUACGACACUAUGUCCAAGGUUCUGGAAAGCAACGUGGUUUCCGCCCAGAUGUGCUCCGAGGAGCUCUACCCUGAGCUCAAGAAGUCCGAGGCGGGCGGCAUUAUUAACGUGGCGUGCGCGGUCGGCAGCCUGAUCCCGAUGCCGGGCGACCUGAUGAACUACGGCGUGGCCAAGGCGGGCGUCAUGGAGCUGACCAAGGGCCACGCGCUCCAGUUCGCGCCGCACGUCCGCGUCAACGCCGUCUGCCCGGGGCUUUUCGAGGGCGACGAGAUAAUGACUGUCCUGGCUGGCGGCAACAAGAACAAGGAGAAGGAAAUGAUGGAGCGCGCAGCCAAAGCGAUGCCCCUGGGACGGCUCGGGAAGCCGGAGGGCAUCGCGGCCGCGAUCCUUUAUCUCGCGCACCAGUCGUACGGAACUGGCCAAUGCUUGGUCCUGGACAGCGGCGCAUCUCUCACCAACUGGCUCAACCACCCGACACUCGGGCUUGGGAAGGAGCUGUUCACGGCCGGGGAGAAGAAGCUGAAGGUCUGAAUUGAUAGAGGGUUCUGAACUAGGUCGGGAACGUAGUCACCCAAUUUUGGAAGAACGACGAUGCUUUUAAGAAAGCAGAGAAACUGGACUGUAGUGAUCACGAAUAUGAAGUGGAUCAGUUUGGAUAGACUGAACUGGCGUGUCGAUUUCGGGACAUGCAUAGUAAUUGUGAGUGAAAGUGGCGUUUCAACAAGAUCAAGCUCGCACGCCAAAUGAUCAUGUUGGACGUAUCAUAUUCGCCCUACUCUUAUGCUUCAUUUCAUCUAGCUGAUUUUAUAAUAUCUUUUAUGUCCCUCA